Paraglomus brasilianum is the source of this 276-nucleotide messenger RNA. The record is from the annotation of a GenBank genome assembly. NCBI's taxonomy places the organism in Eukaryota, Fungi, Glomeromycota, Glomeromycetes, Paraglomerales, Paraglomeraceae.
AUGACUACUUUCUUACAUCCACAGAACAAAGAAUCGGUCGAAUCGACUGCAUCAAAGAAGAUAUGUAACAGGACAUCUCUUCAAUCACAACAUCUACAAAGGCUGGCAGUGGAAGAAAAAAAUGAAAGCGGCGUAACUCCAAUGAGCGGUGUAUAUGCUGCGAAUAAUUUACGAUUGACGAAAGACGUACAUACGGAAUUUAACUAUCAACAAUUUACUGGAAUAUCUACGGAAUCAAGACGUACCAACGAACGACGUACUGCAUACGGAAUUUAA